UAAUAAAGCGGUUAAUAAAUAUUGAAUUAUCAUAGUUUUGAUUGAAGUGUUUUACAUAUAAUUGAAUGGAAAAAACACCGAUUUCACGGCUUCAGGAGAUCUGCGCCCACAACGGACUGUCACCGGAGUACCAGUUGCUGUCUGUGGAGGGUGUCGUUCACGCGCCCACUUUCAUAUACCGCGUUCAGUGCGGGGAUGUGUCGGUGACGGCCACCGGUCAGAGCAAGAAGAAGGCCAAACACGCGGUCGCAAAGAAAGCCAUUGAAUAUAUCAUUAAAGAGAGCGACUAUGAGGUGGAGAAUCCGGAAGUAAUUCUUGAGAUUCUUCGCGAACUGGAUAUUAGUGAAGCAAAUGAGAGCGAAAUGAUUGAAGAGAAGAGUGGCGACGGCGACGACGAAGAGGGAAGUGAUACGAAUCCUGUGGGAAAGUUGCAGGAAAUCUGUAUGAAGAGACACUGGAGACCACCUCUCUAUGAGACGGUCAGCGAAGAGGGCUUACCUCACGAACGCAUCUUCAAAAUGAAGUGCAUUAUAGAGAACAUGGACUUCAGUGAGACGGGUGUCGGCAAAUCCAAACGACUGGCCAAACGAAAGGCGGCACAACUCAUGACCAAACGGCUCAAAGACGAGAAUCUGGCCGACAAUGAAGAUAUUGCAGAUAAGAAUAACAAGAGUUUGGAUUCAUCUUUCCUCGAGAAUUACAUCGAAUCCAAGAGUUCUGGAAAAGUGAUUCCCGCGAAGGAGAAGAUCGACAACUUCUACACAAACUUUACUGAAGAAACUAAAGACAAAAUUGAAGACCUCAUCAAUAGCUGUGUUGAUGUGGAAACGGUUACUGAAAUGGGUUUGCGAUACGAUAGCGACUAUUUGACAAAACUGUCAGAAUUGACAAAACUGUUGGACUGUACGUUCAAAGUGCUGACUGUCCCUCAACUCAGCUUUUCGAGUACCUAUCAGUGUAUGAUUCAUAUCAUACCCAAUGAGAUCUCGUAUUCGGAUUUACCGGUUCUCACGUCUUGGGGUUCAGCCGAACAAUUAGAGGACGCAAAACAGACGGCCGCAGGAAAUGGCAUCAAAUUGUUCAGCUUUUUGGCCCACAAGCAAGCAAUUGACGUCAAACAAUAGCUCAUUAAUCUUAAGUCUCAAUCAAUAAUUAAUUACUUUAUAAAUUAAGUCAUUUUCACAUUUGUUUUUCAACUAAUUUAUAAUAAAUUAUAGUUUAUUAUCA
Molecule: messenger RNA, 1227 nt
Organism: Medioppia subpectinata
Lineage: Eukaryota; Metazoa; Arthropoda; Arachnida; Sarcoptiformes; Oppiidae
Source: the annotation of a GenBank genome assembly